AUGACGACCACACAUCCCGCUUACGUCCGCACGCUCGACAACCUCAUCGACAACGAGCGCGUCACGCCGACAGUGACGGCCUUUGCCGAAGCCGCCUUGUUUCCGUCGACCCAAGACGCGGCGACCGGCGCCAUCUUGACGCCGCUUGUCGCCACCGCAGCCUCCGACGUUGAUGCCGCGCUCGCCGCCGCGGACGCCCUGUACACGUCCGGCGCCUGGAGUCGCCUCCUAUGUAGUCCCGAGCGCGACGUCGUGUUUGAGCGCUUUGCCAGCGAGCUCGAGACGCGCCACGAAGACAUUCGGGUCGCCGAAAUGAUCGAUGUCGGCGACCGCAACGCCAUCUCCAACUACGGCCCGAGCGUCCUGCGGGAUCCUUCGCAGCUGCGCAGCCCGAGCCUCAAAGAUGAAGCGAAGAACGUCGAUGUAUGGACACCGCUCGCGUCUGGCAAAGGCGCACUCAAAGCCGUUCCGCUGGGUCCUAUCGUCGUCCUCGCGCCUACGAACGCACCCCUCGGGUCGUCGUUGAUUCAAAUUCUCUCGGCCAUCUACUUUGGCUGUCCGGUGCUCGUCAAGCCGUCGCCGUACAGUCCGCACGCGUUCAACGUCUUUCUCGACGCAGUCCUCGCGGCCGACUUGCCCCGCGGGCUGAUUCAGAUCGUCCACGGCGGUGCGGCCGUCGCGACGCAGCUCAUUGCGUCACCGCUCACGAAAGGCGUGUGCUUUACAGGCUCGACCCGCGUCGGGCUUGCGAUCGCAGCGCUCUGUGCGCCGACGCUCAAGCCAUAUGCGCUCGAGCUUGGCGGCGUCAAUCCCUUUGUGGUGCUGCCCGGCGCUGACGUGGACGCUGCGGUGGCUGGUCUUCUCAAGACCUUUUCGUGCAUCAACGGCCAGUACUGCUGCGGCGCCUCGAACGUCCUCGUCCACGCCAGUCUCCGCGACGCGUUUGUGGAAGCGUUUGUACGCCAAGCAUCGACGUUCGCGAUCGGCGACCCGCGCGACGAGACCAACACGAUGGGCGCGCUCAACAUGUGCAUCGCAACGACCCUCCGCGCCACCGUGGCCAAGUUGCUGGAGCUCCCAGAGACGGUCGCAAUUGCAGCGAGAGCCGUCAAGCUGCCCGAGACCGGCUACUACAUGGCGCCAAUGCUCCUCGAAGGCGUCGACUCGAGUGUCCAGGCCGAGCUUUUUGGCCCCGUCGCACUCCUGCGCACGUUCCAGACAAUUUCCGAUGUGAUUGCGGAAGCGAACGCGGCGCCCGCGCGCCUCAAGACGUACGUCUACGGAAAGGACGGCGACGAAACCAUGGAGCGCUUCAUUGAUGCGAUCGAGUGCGGCUGGAUCGACGUCAACGAGUCGGAAUUUGAAAACGCGGCCACCUUUGACUUCUCGCCGCUCUCGGGGUUUGGCCAUGCCGACGGUGCCUUCUUCACGCGCCGCGUCUUGCGCAGCGCGCAGCCUCGUGUCUAGAGUCAAGGUAUAAAUUGAGAAAUUUUCAACGAAAGCUUUCUUUGUCA
Saprolegnia diclina VS20 is the source of this 1514-nucleotide messenger RNA. RefSeq lists its product as hypothetical. The record is from RefSeq and is a predicted model, not a curated record. Lineage: Eukaryota; Oomycota; Saprolegniomycetes; Saprolegniales; Saprolegniaceae. The transcript has a single exon. Bases 1 to 1467 code for a protein of 488 amino acids. Gene Ontology annotation, molecular function: oxidoreductase activity, acting on the aldehyde or oxo group of donors, NAD or NADP as acceptor.